Molecule: messenger RNA, 5906 nt
Organism: Mandrillus leucophaeus (drill)
Lineage: Eukaryota; Metazoa; Chordata; Mammalia; Primates; Cercopithecidae
Gene: MAST3
Product: microtubule associated serine/threonine kinase 3
Exons: 27
Coding region: 1-3951 (1316 amino acids)
Biological process (GO): intracellular signal transduction; peptidyl-serine phosphorylation
Molecular function (GO): protein serine/threonine kinase activity; magnesium ion binding; ATP binding
Source: RefSeq, a predicted model, not a curated record
AUGAGAGCCAAUCAGAUUUCCUGGAGGCCAAAGGCCAAAGAGUCCAUUCACAGAAGGAUGCUGACUGGCCAGUCCAGACGGAUAGCCCAGGGCAUCCUCUCCGGUGGUGACAAUGUGGGGCGUGCUGUUGGCUGUGUGCGGGAGAGGUCUGAAAAAGGAUCUGACCUGGCCCGCGGGCGGCCAGUUGGCGACAGCCCUGCGUCCAGGGAGGUGGUGGAGACCUUCCCAGUUUGGGUUAAACUCAGCCUCACGCAUAACGUGUGCAGGCACCGGAAGGAGCUGAGCCUGCCACGCCGGGGACGUGGCUGCCGCAGCGGGAACCGCAAGAGCUUGGUGGUAGGAACGCCCUCCCCGACCCUCUCCCGCCCCCUGUCGCCACUGUCAGUCCCAACGGCAGGCAGCAGCCCCUUGGAUAGUCCUCGGAAUUUCUCGGCUGUCUCUGCCCUCAAUUUCCCCUUUGCCCGGAGGGCAGACGGCAGAAGAUGGUCCCUCGCGUCUCUCCCAUCUUCCGGCUAUGGAACCAACACACCCAGCUCCACCCUCUCGUCAAGCUCAUCCUCCCGGGAACGUCUCCACCAGCUUCCCUUCCAGCCGACGCCAGACGAGCUGCACUUCCUGUCCAAGCACUUCCGCAGCUCAGAGAAUGUGCUUGAUGAGGAAGGCGGCCGGUCACCCCGCCUCCGCCCCCGCUCUCGCAGUCUCAGCCCGGGCCGCGCAACGGGGACCUUCGACAAUGAGAUUGUCAUGAUGAACCAUGUGUACCGGGAGAGGUUCCCCAAGGCCACAGCACAGAUGGAGGGCCGUCUGCAGGAGUUCCUGACGGCCUACGCGCCUGGCGCCCGGCUGGCGCUGGCUGAUGGCGUCUUGGGCUUCAUCCACCACCAGAUCGUCGAGCUGGCCCGAGACUGCCUGGCCAAGUCUGGCGAGAACCUCGUCACCUCCCGCUACUUCCUAGAGAUGCAGGAGAAGCUGGAGCGGCUUCUGCAGGAUGCCCAUGAGCGCUCGGACAGUGAGGAGGUCAGCUUCAUCGUCCAGCUUGUCCGGAAACUGCUAAUCAUCAUCUCGCGGCCAGCUCGGCUGCUGGAGUGUCUGGAGUUUGACCCUGAGGAGUUUUACCACCUGCUGGAGGCGGCUGAGGGCCAUGCGCGGGAGGGCCAAGGCAUUAAGACUGACCUUCCACAGUACAUCAUUGGGCAGCUGGGCCUGGCCAAGGACCCCCUGGAGGAGAUGGUGCCACUGAGUCACCUUGAAGAAGAACAGCCCCCAGCACCUGAGUCCCCGGAGAGCCGCGCCCUGGUCGGCCAGUCACGGAGGAAGCCAUGCGAAAGCGACUUUGAGACCAUCAAACUCAUUAGCAACGGAGCCUAUGGGGCUGUCUACCUGGUGCGGCACCGUGACACGCGGCAGCGCUUUGCCAUCAAGAAGAUCAACAAACAGAACUUGAUCCUGCGUAACCAGAUCCAGCAGGUCUUUGUGGAACGUGACAUUCUCACCUUUGCUGAGAACCCCUUUGUGGUCAGCAUGUUCUGCUCCUUUGAGACCCGGCGCCACCUGUGUAUGGUCAUGGAAUACGUGGAAGGCGGCGACUGCGCCACGCUCUUGAAGAACAUGGGCCCGCUGCCCGUGGACAUGGCCCGCCUGUACUUCGCCGAGACGGUGUUGGCGCUCGAGUACCUGCACAACUACGGCAUCGUGCACCGUGACCUCAAACCAGACAACCUGCUCAUCACCUCGCUUGGCCACAUCAAGCUCACGGACUUUGGCCUGUCCAAGAUCGGCCUCAUGAGCAUGGCCACCAACCUCUACGAGGGCCACAUCGAGAAGGACGCCCGAGAGUUCAUAGACAAGCAGGUGUGUGGAACACCGGAGUACAUAGCCCCCGAGGUGAUCUUCCGCCAGGGCUAUGGGAAGCCAGUGGACUGGUGGGCCAUGGGCGUCGUCCUCUAUGAGUUUCUGGUGGGCUGCGUGCCUUUCUUUGGAGACACCCCCGAGGAACUCUUCGGUCAGGUGGUCAGCGAUGAGAUCAUGUGGCCAGAGGGAGACGAGGCCCUUCCAGCGGACGCCCAGGACCUCAUCACCAGGUUGCUCCGGCAGAGCCCACUGGACCGUCUGGGCACUGGUGGCACCCAUGAAGUGAAGCAGCACCCCUUUUUCCUGGCCCUGGACUGGGCAGGGCUUCUCCGACACAAAGCCGAGUUCGUGCCCCAGCUUGAAGCCGAGGAUGAUACCAGCUACUUUGACACACGUUCGGAACGUUACCGCCACCUGGGCUCCGAGGACGACGAAACCAAUGAUGAAGAAUCAUCCACAGAGAUCCCCCAGUUCUCCUCCUGCUCCCACCGGUUCAGCAAGGUCUACAGCAGCUCUGAGUUCCUGGCCGUCCAGCCCACUCCUACCUUUGCUGAAAGGAGCUUCAGUGAAGACCGGGAGGAGGGGUGGGAGCGCAGCGAGGUGGACUAUGGCCGCCGGCUGAGUGCUGACAUCCGGCUGAGGUCCUGGACAUCCUCUGGAUCCUCCUGUCAGUCAUCUUCGUCCCAGCCCGAGCGAGGUCCCAGCCCAUCUCUCCUGAAUACCAUCAGCCUGGACACAAUGCCCAAGUUUGCCUUCUCAUCAGAGGAUGAGGCGGCAGGCCCGGCCUCUGCAGGCCCCAAGAGGCCUGUCUUCAUUCUAGGGGAGCCUGACCCACCCCCAGCAGCCACCCCAGUGAUGCCCAAGCCCUCGAGCCUUUCCGCCGACACAGCUGCCCUCAGCCACGCCCGCCUACGGAGCAACAGCAUCGGCGCCCGACACUCCACACCGAGGCCUCUGGAUGCCGGCCGGGGCCGCCGCCUUGGGGGCCCAAGAGACCCAGGCCCUGAGAAGUCCAGAGCCUCCUCCAGCGGUGGCAGUGGUGGCGGCGGUGGGGGCCGUGUGCCCAAGUCGGCCUCUGUCUCUGCCCUGUCCCUCAUCAUCACGGCAGAUGAUGGCAGCGGCGGCCCCCUCAUGAGCCCCCUGUCCCCGCGCUCUCUGUCCUCGAACCCGUCGUCCCGUGACUCCUCGCCGAGCCGAGACCCGUCCCCCGUGUGUGGCAACCUGCGGCCCCCCAUCGUCAUCCACAGCUCCGGCAAGAAGUACGGCUUCAGCCUGCGGGCAAUCCGCGUCUACAUGGGUGAUAGCGACGUCUACGCUGUGCACCACGUCGUCUGGAGUGUGGAGGAUGGAAGCCCCGCCCAGGAGGCUGGCCUGCGGGCCGGGGACCUCAUCACCCACAUCAACGGGGAGUCGGUGCUGGGGCUGGUGCACAUGGACGUCGUGGAGCUGCUGCUGAAGAGCGGCAACAAGAUAUCCCUGCGGACCACGGCCCUGGAGAAUACCUCCAUCAAGGUGGGCCCCGCCCGGAAGAAUGUGGCCAAGGGCCGCAUGGCACGCAGGAGCAAGCGGAGCCGUCGGCGGGAGACCCAGGACCGGCGGAAGUCGCUCUUCAAGAAGAUCUCCAAGCAGACCUCCGUGCUUCACACCAGCCGCAGCUUCUCCUCCGGACUCCACCACUCACUGUCAUCCAGCGAGAGCCUCCCUGGCUCGCCCACCCACAGCCUCUCCCCCAGCCCCACCACUCCCUGCCGAAGCCCAGCCCCUGAUGUCCCAGCAGGUGGGUACACCCCCCCACCCGCCCCCUGCCGCCCCGGCUACCCUGGGGGCAAGGGCUGGUCAGCUGACAAGCUGGGCACAGGGGAGCGGCUGGAUGGGGAGGCAGGGCGGCGCAGUCGUGGGCCAGAAGCCGAGCUCGUGGUCAUGCGGCGACUGCACCUGUCCGAGCGCCGAGACUCCUUCAAGAAGCAGGAGGCCGUGCAGGAGGUUAGCUUUGAUGAGCCGCAGGAGGAGGCCACUGGGCUGCCCUCCUCAGUGCCACAGAUUGCCGUGGAGGGCGAGGAAGCCGUGCCAGUAGCUCUCGGGCCCGCCGGGAGAGACUGAUCCCCCUGCCAGGUCUCUCCCUGGCCUCAAAGUCACACGUUUCCUUGUGCAAUGUUUUUUCUGUAAAGUCACGCCUGGAUGGGGACUGAGCCACCAGCCUGACACCCAGAAGGCAAGAAGCCAUCUUGGUCCUUGCUGGGAGGUGGAGACAUCACUUCCCUUGUGUUCUGGUGUCAAUCAGGGGGCUGGAUGGGGCAGGAAUGGGGGAUAAGGGUAGCUUUGUAAAUAGCAGCAAAUCCCUGCAACUAAUUUAUUACUUUUUUUUUUUUUUUUUUGAGACGGAGUCUCACUCUGUUGCCUGGGCUGGAGUGCAGUGGCGUGAUCUCAGCGCACUGCAACUUCCGCCUCCCGGGUUCAAGCGAUUCUCCUGCCUCAGCCUCCCAAAUAGCUGGGAUUACAGGCGCCCGCCACUAUGCCCAGCUAAUUUUUUGUAUUUGUAGUACAGACGGGGUUUCACCAUGUUGGUCAGGCUGGUCUCGAACUCCUGACCUCAUGAUUUGCCCACCUCGGCCUCCCAAAGUGCUGGGAUUACAGGAGUGAACCACUGGGCCCAGCCUAAUUUAUUACUUUUUAUAAGCGAUAGCCAGACUGAGCCGCCCCCUGCAGGCGGCCGCCAGGUCUUGCCCCAGGCACCUGGGACCCUGUUUGCAGGCCCUGCCCUCUGGGCUGAGAAGGAAGCACUUUGGACAAGUCAUCUGUGUUUGUGUUUUCUAGUUUUUCUGUACUUUUUAAGUGUUUUAUGUUACCUGGUCUCAUUCCCUUCUCCACGCCCACCCAUUGGAGGGGAUUGAGUUGAAGUCACCUGUACUAGCCCAGUUUGGAUACAACCUGGAGUGUCCGUAAACGAUUCCCCUCACCCACAAAACAAUGUAAUCCCAACGAUGGACUGGAUUCUGAAGGCCACUUCCCACCGUCAUAGCUGCCAUCCCCAGGCAGUGCCUACUCUAUAUAUAGAGUCUGCCUCCAAUCCCCCUGGCUUCAGCCUGGAGAAGGGAUGUGGGAGCUGGGGCUUUGAUGGAUGAAUAGGUGUUCACCAGAUCUGGGCAGAGGGGUCAUCUGCUCCCAAGGUGGGCACUGAUAAAGGAAGGCAUAGGCCUCACCUGGCACUGCCAAGGCAGCCUCCGGAAAUGCUCAGCUGUCUCGGGGCACACUCCAGUAUGCCAGUCCUGCGGGAUUAUGUUCAGCUACUUCUGGAAACAGUCGGUGUCCCCUCCCCUCAGGCUCUGCCUCGGCCUCACUUUGUCCAGUCUACCCUGGACAAGAUGCCGUGUGUUUGAGGCCCAGCAGAGUGAGCCCUUGGCAGUGAUGUAUCUGAAACACCUGUUAGGGGUUCCCUCCAUAUGUCAGAGCCUCUCUGGGAUGAAGUUCAAGCAAGAAAACCCAGUUGAGGCUCGAGUUUGAAUUUCAGCUUCACUGUGUGGCUCUGGGAAAAUGGCUUUCCCACUCUGUGCCUCAGUUUCCUUGUGUUUACAAGACUAAUCCCAUUGACUGUUUAUUAAGCACCUACUGUGUGCCAAGCGCUUUUACGUGGCUUCUCCCUCAGCCAGCCUUGAGAAGGCUGGAGGUGGCAUCAUCACCUCCGUUUUACAGACAAAGCAGCUGAGACCCCAGCAAGGGGCGGAAACCUGUCCAAUGAUCACCCAGCAGGAGUCGUGGCAGAAUGGAGCAUCAGCCAGACCCUGUUGUGGGCGUUGUCAUCAAGGGAGCUUGAAUGGAGGUUCUGGUGUCAGAUACAGCCGACUCCAGCCCCAGCUCAUCCCCCAUGAUGCUGUGUGACCCACUGGGCACUCUGGUGAGGGAGCUUUCCAGACAUCAACAGCCCACUCUGCGUCCCUUUCUGAGUCCCCUGCCCAGCACUGCCUAGUGUUGGAGGGUAGACCAAGGCUGUGCAUGACUCACCCCCUCCUUCCAUCCUGGAGCUGGCAGUGAAUAAAAGCCCGUAUUUACAAAGAUGA